AAAUGGAAGCGUCGAGUCGUUGAAAACUCGUCAGGAAAGCAAAUCAGUAUUGAAUCGGUCAAUAAACCAAACGCAUAGAAAAAACCAAUAGCAGAAAUCGCACUAUAGUAUCUGAUAAGAUCGAACACCGCUCUUCAGUCUGGGCCCAGCAUACCGUCGCCAAGCGUAUCGUAUCUAUUUUCGCUAGUCAUGUAACUACUCUGGUUUUUUUCUGCCAUUCUACACCUAGCCCGGCUAGAAAACUGGAAAGGACACAGUUGAUUUGUACUUGUUGCGUAGUGAAUCCGAAUCGGAACCAGCUCUCCCGGGCCGUAGUUCUGAAGUUUAUAAAUUCGCGGUUGGCUGGAGCGCGAGCCCAAAAGGAAACUCAGGUCCGUGUAGUUAAGAUCGAGGCUGCGAUAUCAGUUAGUCUACCAGCUACAACCCUAAUUCAGACCAUUACCGUGAUGAGCCUGGCGAACUCAAGUUAGUGUCGUGGUACCGGACCGCACUAUUCGAGUCAUCACUGUAACUUUCCACCCAUCGGUUGCAAUCUUUUUUCAUCUAUAAUAUAACUCGAAACCAAAAGAUUCUAGAUACUUUUCGUGCGUGAUUUUUUCGCGUGCAUCAAACAUAGCAACAGCGUUGAAUUACUACGAUUCGGACAGCUGAUCAGUCGCAUCAACUGACUCAAAGGAGUCAACCCCCUUCAUUGUUCGUUAUUUCACCAAGUACAGGCAGAUCCAACGUUUCUGGGGAAAUAAUACUAAAGUGAUCGCGCAAUGUUUCUACCAAAGUUCGACGGGAUUCCGACCCGACUCAAUGUGGCUUUGAUGAUUUUUCUAUCAUGUUUCAUUUCAUACAUGAUGCGAGUGAAUCUUUCCAUAAAUAUUAUUGCAAUGGUUCAACAGAAAAGUGACGAUGGUGGAAAUUCAACGGAAAUUAUGGAAGAUUAUGGACCUCGUUACGCAUGGACGAAUAAAGAGCAAAGUAUCCUUCUGGGGUCAUUCUUCUGGGGUUAUCUGAUAUCAUCUCUACCGGGUGGUGUUCUAGCUGAAAGAUUUGGUGGAAAAUCUGUAGUUGGUUACAGUCUUUUUCUCAGUUGCAUCUUAACAGCGUUAACACCACUUGCAGCAUCAAUAAAUUUUUGGGUGAUUUUCUGUUUACGAUUUUUAACCGGAGUACUUGGGGGCGUCCUAUAUCCUGCGAAUCAUUACUUAAUCGCUCGUUGGGCACCGGGAAAUGAAAAAGGAAAAUUUAUUUCUACUCUUAUGGGUGGAACCUUUGGGACAGUCAUAACUUGGCCUCUCUCCGGAUUAAUUGUGGAAGCAUUGGGAUGGAUAUGGGCCUUUUACAUCACGGCUCUGAUAAGUGCUGCAGUGGUUGUACUAUGGUUCUUAUGCGUUACAGAUACGCCUGCAGAACAUAAGUAUAUUAAGCAAAAGGAAGUUGAGUAUAUCAAAGCGAACCUAGGCAACGUUAGUGGAAAUUCAAAGAAAUGGCCUCCAUUCAAAAGUGUCCUGACAUCUAUGCCAUUCUGGGCACUGUUAGUUUUACAUUAUGGAAGUACGUGGGGUCUUCAUUUUUCGCUCACUGCAACUCCGAAAUUCCUGAGCGAGGUUCUCGGUUUCAAUUUAACGAAGGCAGGAUUCCUUUCAAGUGCCCCUCAUUUAGCAAGAAUUCUGCUUGGUUUUGUAUUCGGGACACUAGGAGAUGUAGUACGUCGACGGCAGUUACUCUCUGUAACAAAUAUUCGUAAAACAUUUUGUAUAUUCUCACAUAUACUGCCUGGAGUGUGUCUGAUUUUCCUCGCGUAUGCAGUACGUGAUCCUUAUAUCUGUGUGGGUAUAAUAACCUUAUCGCUUGGCCUGAAUGGAGCAACAACAGUCACAAAUCUUCAAAAUUCUCAAGAUCUUGCCCCAAACUACGCUGGAACUAUUUACGGCUUCAUCAAUUUCGUAGGCGUGACUCCAGGAUUCUUUGCACCGAUAUUGGUUGCCUAUUUUACCGAAGAACAAAAUACUCUUGACGAAUGGCUCAAAGUAUUCCUAGUUGGUGCCGUAAUCUAUAUCGCGCCAGCAAUUCUUUUCGCCAUUUUCGGCAGUGGCGAGGUACAACCUUGGAACGACGACGAACCUGCUUCUAAACCAGAACCAGUAGUGCAACUUGAAGCAAAUAAAAUGCAAACAUCUAAAAACGAAUCAAAAGAUACAAAAUUCUAGAUUGUUCACCUAAUCAAGGAGGAAUGCACAAAUAUGUUCAAUUAAUUAUGAACAAGUUCGCUAAACUAUAGUAUUUUCGAUUAAUUCUAUUAAUAUUAAUUAAUAAAGAUAAGUGUGAAUAUGUAAAUGUACAUUGACGUAAGAUUAGUUGUUGAAUGUGUGAUUGUCUAAUUAAUAGUUUAAUUUAUUGAUUUGAAGUGGAUGACGAUCGAAAACGAUCACAGAACUAAACAAAAAAUCAGGAAAAAAAAUCAAAAGAUGUUUUAUAGGCUCUUUCGUAUUGAUUGUGAACAGUAUCAUAAAAACUAGAUACACAACCUGAAAGAUAAAAGAUGAAAUAAUUUAUGUUAUUUAAAUCUACAGUUUUUUUUCAAUUCAGACAUCAUCGAAAAUUCAGAUUACUAAACACUUUUGUUGUAAUUUUCCUCUAUGUAGUGCCACUCAGAACCAUAGAUUAAUUAUGUAUCUUUGUAUUUUAUACGAACAAUAUUAAGGAACAGUAUUAAAGAUUUAAGUGAU
Molecule: messenger RNA, 2720 nt
Organism: Hermetia illucens (black soldier fly)
Lineage: Eukaryota; Metazoa; Arthropoda; Insecta; Diptera; Stratiomyidae
Product: sialin-like
Exons: 8
Coding region: 762-2201 (479 amino acids)
Biological process (GO): transmembrane transport; monoatomic anion transport
Cellular component (GO): plasma membrane
Molecular function (GO): transmembrane transporter activity
Source: RefSeq, a predicted model, not a curated record